Messenger RNA from Apus apus (common swift), 1410 nucleotides. RefSeq names its product fumarylacetoacetate hydrolase domain containing 1 (gene FAHD1). The record is from RefSeq and is a predicted model, not a curated record. The transcript has a single exon. Gene Ontology annotation, cellular component: mitochondrion. The coding region runs from base 202 to 873 and encodes 223 amino acids. NCBI's taxonomy places the organism in Eukaryota, Metazoa, Chordata, Aves, Apodiformes, Apodidae. Gene Ontology annotation, molecular function: acetylpyruvate hydrolase activity.
CGGGGCUGCGGGGCUGCGGGGCUGCGGGGCUGCGGGGCUGCGGGGCUGCGGCCGCCCGGCCCCUCCCGCCCUGCCCGGCGCUCCCGGCGAUUGGCGGCACCGCCUGAGGAGGCGGGGCCCAGCGGGGCGACCCGCGGCCGCAGGACGGGCAGGAAGGGCCCCGCAAGGACGGCCCAAGGGUAAGAAGGGCCCGGCGCAGCCAUGGCCUCCUCCAAACCGCUGUCCUGCUUCUGGGAGUGGGGCAAGAACAUCGUCUGCGUGGGGCGGAACUACGCGGGGCACGCCAAGGAGCUGGGGAGCGCCCUGCCCCGGGAGCCCCUCUUCUUCCUCAAGCCUUCCUCGGCCUACGUGCGGGAAGGCUCGCCCAUCCUGCGGCCCUACUACUGCAGCAGCCUGCACCACGAGGUGGAGCUGGGGGUGGUGAUCGGGAGGAGGGCCCAGGCCGUGUCCCAGGGAGCUGCCAUGGAGCACGUGGCGGGCUAUGCCCUCUGCUUGGACAUGACGGCCAGGGACACGCAGGAGGAGUGCAAAAAGAAGGGUCUGCCCUGGACCUUGGCCAAGGCCUUCAGGUCGUCGUGCCCAGUCAGUGACUUCGUGCCCAAGGAGAAGAUCCCAGACCCUCACCAGCUGAAGAUCUGGCUCAAGGUGAACGGAAAGCUGAGGCAGGAGGGGGAAACUUCCUCCAUGAUCUUCUCCAUCCCUUACCUGAUCAGCUACAUCAGCGAAAUAGUCACCCUGGAAGAAGGGGACUUGAUUCUGACAGGGACUCCUGAAGGAGUUGGGUCUGUGCAGGUGAAUGAUGAGAUAGAGGCUGGGAUAAGUGACAUCCUCUCCAUGAGGUUUAAGGUGGCCCAGCAAACACGGGGAUCCUGACUGGGAGGUGGGCUGGGACCUAGGAGGAGGCUCUUCUGGGAACAUCUGGUGAGGAAAGGGACACACGAGCUGUACAUUAAACACUGACACAGCCCAUGUGUCUAGUGGACUGUCACGCAUCAAAGACAUGAAACCCGUGAGCUCAAAAGGCAUUUGACUAAACCAGCCCUGUUUCCAAGGAGUCUUUAGCUUUUCUCUGAGGCUGUGAACCUGGAGUCCAACCCACCUGGGGGCAGAUGGUUAAUAUCCAAACUGUACCUUGGAACUGUUGAUGGAGACACUGUGCUGGACAGCUGGGGAGGGGAGCUGGGCUGUCACUUUGGGUGCCCUUCUGGUCUUCUGAUUCUUUGAGCUUUGUCUGUGUCUUGCCUUAAAAUAAAAAUGAAAACAUUAAAAUUGUGAUGUAGGAGCUAGAGCUCACCCAUGCUCUGUACAAUGAAAGAUUAAUGUGUAACACUAAGGCAAGAGUUACAGCUUCAGAAAGAAUUUCUCUCCUUGGGGUAUCAUACAAUAAAAAGAUGUUUUCUUUUUCGAUUA